AUGUUUUUGUUUACACCCUUUCGAAAUUCAUCCAGUUUCUUUUUCAAAUCUCGAAAUCCAAUAGUAAAACGGUAAAUCCAGCCAAAUCUUGUAAACUGAUCGAGUUUAGAGCAAUGUCAACGAAGAAAUUGAAUCGUCUCGCGCAAGAGAAGUCACCGUACCUCCUUCAACACGCAGACAACCCAGUAGACUGGUGGCCAUGGGGUGAAGAGGCCUUCGAGAAGGCCAGGACUUUGAAACGGCCAAUUUUUUUGUCCAGUAAGUGUGUUACACUUGAUGUUUUUGACUUUUAGGUGUAAAAGAGGUGCGAGCGAGUGCAGGUGUCUAGAUGUUUGGUUUAAUGUGGUAGGGAGUCAUUUUACGACUAAAAACAGUCAUUAAUUUUUAUGUUAUUUGCCGCUUUGCAGAAUUGGGGCCAAGUUAUAUUAUACUAGGUAUGUCUACGUAAAAAGGCAGUAAGACGUCAUAAGCGCUUUUUAAAGUUAAAUUUUUACUGGAAUAAGUUGACGUAGGACCUAUUCUUGGUGAAGAGCAUCAAAAUUUAAGGGGGACAUAAGGAAGUUGAGGUGUUUGACAUCAUUUUAUAUUAGACUUGACGUAUUGAUAAAAAUUUGAGAAAAAAUUAUUCCAAAGUCAAUGAAGUUGGCUGAAACUCAUGUAGAAAUGUAGAAUAGACCAUACUUAAUGAUAAUAUUUUUAGUUGGUUACUCCACAUGUCAUUGGUGUCACGUUAUGGCCCACGAAUCAUUCGAGGACGAAGAAAUCGCCAAAUUUUUGAACGAAAACUUUAUUUCCAUCAAAGUGGAUCGUGAAGAACGACCGGAUGUGGAUCGAGUCUACAUGUCCUUUGUUCAAGCAAUGUUGGGAAGCGGUGGAUGGCCUUUGACAAUCUUCUUGGCACCAAAUUUGGCGCCAUUUUUGGGAGGGACGUAUUUUCCUCCGAAAGAUUCUCCAAAUCAAACUGGGCUGUUGAGCAUUUUGAAGCUGGUGGACGAGAAGGUGAGUGUUUCUGUUUAUUCUGUUGUUUUGAAGUUUAGGUUGAUCAAUUUAUAGCAAUUUAUAUUGUCCAUGGCAUUUGUCAUGGGUAAUAUAGAAUUGUCAGAAGAUAUUUGCUGUUUUAAUUGGAAGUCAAGGCCCUAUUUUAUUACGUGAAUCGAAGUUUUGUUCGAAAUAUGGAAAUUAAUAAGAGUUAUGACUCAUUUCAUAUUAUCCAUGGCUAUUUGAUGACAAAGCGAAUUUUCAGAUUUCCAGACAUGUUUUAUUAGAAGUUUUGUGUUUCUAAUUGAGGAAUGGGGCCUUAUUUACAAGUCGCACAAGUUUUUCCAAUGAGAUUUAACAAUUUCUCAAAGUUAUGGCCCAUUUUAUAUUAUCCAUGGCUAUUUGGUGCCAAAGCGAAUUUUUAGAUUUCCAGACAUGUUUUAUUAGACGUUUUGUGUUUCUAAUUGAGGAAUGGGGCCUUAUUUACAAGUCGCACAAGUUUUUCCAAUGAGAUUUAACAAUUUCUCAAAGUUAUGGCCCAUUUUAUAUUAUCCAUGGCUAUUUGGUGCCAAAGCGAAUUUUUAAAUCUUCAGGAAUCUUUUAUUAGAUAUCCCGUAUUUUACAUUGAAGACUGGGGCCUAUUUUACAAGUCACAAAAGUUUUUCCUAUGAGAUUUUACAAUUUCUCAAAGUUAUGAUCAAUUUUAUAUUAUCCAUGACACUCUGAUCUUUCAGUGGAAAGAAGAUGCCGCUGCGACAACCAAGCAAGCUGAUGUCUUGGCCGGUAUCCUCAAAGAGAAGCUGAAUACCAAGGGAAGUACCGUGGAAGUUGAUUUCCUCAAGAUUGAUGAGAAAUCUAUCGAGCAUUUCGAAAAAUCCUUCGACUCCAAACAUGGUGGAUUUACGGUUGCGCCAAAGUUCCCAGAACCUUGUAGGUUUGGUUGAGAUUUGUUGUAUGGCUUAUUGAAGAAGUUAGAAGAGUAAUGAGAAGUGAAUUUUCAGCAAAUUUUGUCUUCUUAUAUCACUACAUCACCUUCAACAAAGGGGCGGAAAAGGCGAUUUUGACCGAAAAAUGGGCCACAAAAACGUUGGAUGCGAUGAAUGCCGGGGGAAUUCAUGAUCAUAUUGGAGGGGUAAGUGGAAAUUUUGGAAAAUUAAAAAAAAAACUUAAUUAAAAAAUAAAAAAAAAAUUUUUUGGUAUUUUAGUUUUCAAAAUGGUUGAUUUGUGGGCAGUUUAUUGUGUAUAUGCAAAAUUUAAAGAAAUUGGGACCUUACGCUUGGGGCAGCCCCCAAAAAUAUCGAUUUUUCUCCAAUUUUUCGCCUUUUUCAGGGAUUCCACCGUUAUUCCGUCGACCCCACCUGGCAUGUCCCGCACUUCGAGAAAAUGCUCUACGACCAAGCCCAACUCCUCUCGGCGUACGCGAAUUUCCAUCGUCUCGGGCAUGAGUACGCCACCGUCAUCAGAGAUAUCAUCGGAUAUCUGAAGGAACGGCUCUUGUCCAAAUCUGGAGGCUUUUAUAGCGCCGAAGACGCGGAUUCCCUGCCGAAAACGGACUCGCCGAAGAAAACGGAAGGCGCGUUUUACGUGUGGACCCGCGACGAAACGGAUGAGCUGCUGGAGGACAUUGCAAACGUGAUCAAUGAGAAUAUCACUUAUGGAGAGCUGUUUGGGACAAGUUUUGAUGUUCGAAUCGAAGGAAAUGUGGAUAGAGUUUUUGUAAGUGGAGUGUUUUGGAUUGAAUUUGGGUUAGGAAGUGAUUCGGAGAGUUUUGAUCGACUUCCCCUGAUCUUCAGGGUUUUCGUGGUGGGACCAAAAAUUAAAAAAAAAAAUGGCUGGAAACGUAUUUUACGACGACGUUGAGUACUCUAGAGCUUAUUUGGAGUAUCUUUGACGUUUGAUUUCAAAAUUUGGCAUGUUUCAGGUUUUCGUGGUGGGACCAAAAAUUUUUUAAAAAUGGCUGAAAACGUAUUUUAAGGUAAAACAGAGUACUCUAGUGAUUAUUAUGAGUAUUGUUGACUUUUGUUUUCGAAAUUUGACACUUUUCAGGUUUUCGUGGUGGGACCAAAAAUUUACAAAAAACCACUAAAAACAUGGUUUUAUACCAUUUUUGAUAUUUGCUUCAGCUUGUAGACAUUAUUUUGCCUUUAUUUUUUAAACUCAGCUCAGUUCAAGUUUUCGCUGCGAGACCCAGUUUACUAAAAAAAAAGUUAUAAAAUUUAAUUUCAGGACCCUCACAACGAGCUCAAAGGCGUCAACGUCCUCCACCGCACUCGCCCCAUUGCGGACUUGGCCCAGGAAUUCAAGAUGUCCGAAAAAGACUACCUCUUCUGUCUUGAUGAAUGUAAGAAAAUUCUGAAAGAACGCCGCGACCAACGACCCCGCCCCCAUCGCGAUAACAAAGUCAUCACCUCGUGGAAUUCGAUGACAAUCAGUGGACUUGUCGAUGCCGCGAAAGCUUUGCCUGAGAUCAAAAAAGAGGCCUUGGAGUUGGCGGAGAACUCUUUAAAAUUCAUUGAAAGCAAUUUGAUGGACUUGGAGAAAUAUGAAUUACAGCGAAGUGUUUUGGUCGACGAUCAAGGAGAGGUCAAGAAAAGGUGGGAUUUUGGGAAAUUUUAGAGAGAUUUGGGAGGUUUUUUGGGUUACGGUAGGUUUAAUCGACAUUUUUUUGGUAGUUAAAUGUAAAACUGAUCAUUAUUUUUUGUAACCUUGACGUCUAGAGCAAUUUCGUGCAGUUUUUGGCCAUUUUUGAGAGACUUCAGGUUUUCGUGGUGGGACCCGAUUUUUUUAUUUCAGUGUCUUUUUGAGGAUAAAUUUGAAUUUUAGACGAAACGUUUGGUUCCUAGAGCAAUUCUAGCCAGUUUUCGACCGCUUUCGAGCCAUUUCAGGUUUUCGUGGUGAGACCCAAUUUUCAUGAGUCACCGUCUUUUUGGGGAUAAAUUUUUAUUUUAGACAUAACGUGGGGUUCCUAGAGCAAUUCUAGCCAGUUAACCAUCGAAUUUGAGGCACUUCAGGUUUUCGUGGCGGGACCCACAAUUUUUGAUUUUUUUCAAAUUUCUUUUCUUUUUUUUAUUUUUUUAGGUUGAACACGAGUAAUAAUGAUAAUCUUUUACUGUUUUCAGCAACCCCAUCCCAGCAGUCGCCGAUGACUACGCCAAUUUGAUCAAGGCCUAUCUAGAUUUAUUCGAAUUCACCCAGAAAGAUGACUACUUGGUAAAGGCGAUCAAAUUGCAAGAAGUAUUCGAUAAGAAGUUCUAUGACACAGAGGACAAGUCCGGAUACUUUUUGAAUGAGACCAAUGUGAAUUUGUACAUGCGACCCAAAAAUGGUAAGGAAAUGCGGUUUUUAUUGGAAAAAAGUCAAAUCUUUUAUCAAAUUUACAGGGUGCGGCAAUUUUUCGGCCGGAUUUGAACUGGCUAUAACUUUUUUAGUUUUUAUCCGAAUGUUAAAAUUCUUUUUUUCCCUAAAUCCUCAGACAACCCCAUUUUGUUUAAUACCAAAUAUGUUAUAUAUACAGGGACCUAGUUCGUAGUUAUUGGCCUUUCGGUCAUUUUCUCUGCUUUUUCGGCGUGUGUGAAAAUCGCCAGAAAAAAUGACUUUUUUUACGAAUUUUGUCGUAAAAAGUUUCAUGCCUGUUCAUGCCAUGGAGAAUACCGUUUCCACAAAAAAUCAGCUAUCUCCGCACAAAACUAGCGAAGAUAUAGCCAAAAAGUCUUUCUGUGUGACCACUCAUGUGUCCUCCUGAUCGCAAAGAAUCGUUGAAUAUCUUGGUCGCUCCUGAAAGGUUCGGGCUGAAACUUCCAGGAAUUGAUGUGUGGCCUGUGUCUGGCCCAUGUGCAAAAUUUAAAGAAAAUCUGAGAGUCGCACUAGGGCUAAUUCCAUUGACAGCUAUGAAAAUUAGUGCUUUUUCUUUGUCUCGAAUUUUUACUGUAGUCUAUUGAACGGGUAUAACAUAUUUGGUAUUAAACAAAAUGGGGUUGUCUAUGGAUUCAGGGAAAAAAAGAAUUUUAACAUUUGCCCAAAAACUAAAAAAGUUAUGGCCAAUUAAAAUCCGGCCGAAAAAUUGCCGCACCCUGUAAUGCUUUUGUUAUGAAAUUUUUUAUGGAGCAGUAAUUUAUGGGCCUUAUGCAAGAAGCUGAAGAAAUUUUCAGUGGUUUUCGAUUAGUUUUUUUCGAAUUUUGGGUCCCACCACGAAAACUGGAAAGUUUGGAAUUGUGACGGAAACUUGUUUUUUGGGCUUCUGGAGGGAUGAUUACGAUGUUCUGAGGUAAUUUUGGUAUUCUUCGGCAAUUUUUUUUUAACUUUCGGGUCCCACCACGAAAAGCUGAAACUUUGGAAUUAUGCCGGGGAUUUGUUUUUUGGGCCUCUGGAGAGAUUAUUACGAUCUUCUGGGGCAAUUUUAAUACUCUCAGGAAAUUUGCUCUCAAUUUUUGGGUCCCACCACGAAAACCUGAAAUCUCCGAAUUUGAUUGGAAAUCCUAUCGAACGAGUUGACAAGGCCCCACGUGGCAACUAUUAAUGAUUUCCGCGAAAAUAUCUAUCUGAAUUGCUCUAAAUUUCUCGUAUUUUAGAGCAAGACACCGCCGAGCCGUCCCAUAACUCCGUUGCCGCCGAAAAUCUCCACAGACUCCAUGGGUUCGCCGGAGAUGAAAAGUACAAAAAACAAGCGACAGAACUGGUCCAAGGACUCGGAGAAACGCUGAAUAGAAAUCCAAAUGCCCUUCCGUAUUUGGCAUCCGUCGCUCAUCGAUUGGGAAAGUCCGGCACACAGGUAAGAGACAAAAAAUUUUUGGUGUUACAGUAACCCAGGUGACCUGAGACUUUGAGAUUUUAACGGAAAUGUGUUUUUUAGACCUCAGGAAGAACAUUUAUAUAGUUUUCCCCUAAAAAUUCGAGGGUUUUCCAAUUUUGGGUCCCACCACGAAAACCUGAAACUUUGAUAUUUUUACGGAAAUGCGUUUUUUAGACCUCUGAGCUAUUCAUAUAUUUUUUUCAAGAAAUCCAAACUUUUUCCAAUUUUUGGUCCCACCACGAAAACCUGAAACUUUGAGAUUUGACUCCAAAUUUAAUUCUGACUUAUUUUAGGUCCUCGUGGUCACCCCAACCUUCGACGAAAAUACAGAAAAGGCGCUGGAAUUGAUCAACCAAACUCCAAUCCCCAAUUCGACGUUGAUCCUCCUAGAAUUGGAUAAAGAGUCGUAUAUCCGAAAAAACAACCCUCAUGUGGCGGAAAUGGCCGAAUACAUGAAGGACUGGAUGGUUCAGAUCUGCCAAGAUGAGAGCUGUGGAAUGCCAGCGCAGAAUUUAAAUCAACUUGAAAUCCAGUUGAAGGAGUACAGAAAGUAA
Bursaphelenchus xylophilus (pine wood nematode) is the source of this 6321-nucleotide messenger RNA. Lineage: Eukaryota; Metazoa; Nematoda; Chromadorea; Rhabditida; Aphelenchoididae. The record is from the annotation of a GenBank genome assembly.